Maniola jurtina (meadow brown) is the source of this 1254-nucleotide messenger RNA. It is a transcript of the gene 7B2, whose product is annotated as neuroendocrine protein 7B2. The transcript has 7 exons. Gene Ontology annotation, cellular component: secretory granule. Gene Ontology annotation, biological process: neuropeptide signaling pathway; regulation of hormone secretion. Gene Ontology annotation, molecular function: enzyme regulator activity. The coding region runs from base 270 to 995 and encodes 241 amino acids. The record is from RefSeq and is a predicted model, not a curated record. Lineage: Eukaryota; Metazoa; Arthropoda; Insecta; Lepidoptera; Nymphalidae.
CUUCCGGUGAGUACAUAUUUUAAACCAAAUAGUGCCCCGGGAAAAAUAGUCAAAAAACAAGUGCAUGUACCUUGCCGUGGCGUUGAUUAUUAUAAUAGCGAGUUUGGUCAGACUGCAAGUAAGUCGGAUUUUGAAUAUUAUCAAAUGGACGCUUUUUAUCUAUUCUUCCAACACAAUUUCUGACUUAUGUGACCUUAGCCACGCGUCGCCUGGCGUCACUGCUUAGUUCUGUGACGCAGCCACCCUUCGUAUUUUUGAAAACAUCCGCCAUGGGCCAUCAAGGACUUUUGGUUAUGGCAAUAAGCAUCGUCGGGGCGAUGGGCUAUAUCCCCCAUGGUUCUAUUGGGGAAAAGGAGCCUAUUUUAACGGAAGCUUUGCUUCGUGAGGUUGUCGAGCGUAUGGGCAAGGACUUCAACGACGCAGCGUCAUCGUACCUCGAGUUCCCGUCGAACGAGAGGCACCUCGCGCUGAUGGCCCGAGCCAACAAAGAGCUGGAGCACGAGCAGCUCGACUACGACUCGCUGAUCGACGGCAACCCCAGCCCCAGCCUGCGCGACCAAGAGUACCUGCAGCACAGUUCGUUGUGGGGCCAUCAAUACGUGACCGGUGGAGCGGGCGAGGGUGAGCAGCGUCUUCAGCCCUCUGGACUUAUGCCCAAUAGGCAGAUGGUCAAAACCGACGCAGUCCUCCCAGCUUAUUGUAACCCUCCCAACCCUUGUCCAGUCGGCUACACUGAAGAACAAGGUUGCAUCAGUGAUUUUGAGAACACGGCUGCCUUCAGCCGUGAGUACCAGCUUUCACAGCGAUGCAUGUGUGAUGGAGAACAUAUGUUCAGCUGCCCACCAGAACCACCUUCGGAGCUUGACAUGCGUUUCCCCGACCACCACAAGAAUCUUGUUGCAAAAAAGUACAAGAAUGACGUGGAAAACCCGUAUCUACUGGGUGAACGCCUACCUAUAGCAGCCAAAAAAGGAUUCGACGUACAUAUUUAUUAAAUGUUACCUUAUUAGUAGUCUUACAGCAUACUUUAAGAUUUUAGAUUUUAUUAAACUAUCUUGAAGAUGAUAGGAAUAUAUUUGUGUAAACUUUUUUAAUCUAUUGCAACCUCAUGAAUAAGUGAGCUUUGAUAUUGAGUCAAGUUGUAGUAAUUUGUAUGAAGAUCAUGAAAUGGAAUCACUUGAUGUGAAUAUUUUUAAUUAAUUUUGACGCUAGCGAAUGUUUAGUUAUUAUAAUAUUAUUAUGGCAACUGAAUCU